AUGGUGCCCUCACAAGAAGAGGCUAUGAUCAUGAAGGAGAAAGGAGAGGCCACGACGAGCACCGAGGAGGUCGCCGCCCCAGCCCCGGAGGAGUCGGAGUCCAACGUGCUGUCGCAGGGUGUCAUCGAGCUCUCCAACGAUGAGCCAGAAGAUUUGAUUGCCUCCAUUGCUGUCGCCGCCAGCACCGGUCCCUCUAAAGCUAGGCCUUCUACUCCUCGGGUUGCUAUCAUGCCUGACACAAGCGACGACUGGGAGUUUGCCCGGAAGCUCUUCGUCGAGCUGAACCGGGAGGCCAUCGGAAUCCCUGGCGAUGGGGCCCUAGUCGACCUGGUGAGUGACAACGAGGACACCAUGGAAGCCGAUGCUGGGAAGGCAAAGAAGGAAGUCGCCCCAGACGGCGAGGGGGAGGAGGGGGAUGCCACGGCAGACGACAGGCUGCCAGAGCAAACCGCUGUGCCUCCCAGUCCUCUACCAAGCACAUGA
Miscanthus lutarioriparius is the source of this 483-nucleotide messenger RNA. The record is from the annotation of a GenBank genome assembly. Lineage: Eukaryota; Viridiplantae; Streptophyta; Magnoliopsida; Poales; Poaceae.